Messenger RNA from Rhipicephalus microplus (southern cattle tick), 1306 nucleotides. RefSeq names its product lysosomal acid lipase/cholesteryl ester hydrolase. Gene Ontology annotation, biological process: lipid metabolic process. The record is from RefSeq and is a predicted model, not a curated record. Lineage: Eukaryota; Metazoa; Arthropoda; Arachnida; Ixodida; Ixodidae. Gene Ontology annotation, molecular function: hydrolase activity, acting on ester bonds.
GAAGAAAUCGGCCGCUACGAUAUCGCUGCCGUCGUCGACCUUGUACUGAGUGUCACCGGUUCCACCAAAGUUACCCUUCUCGUGUAUUCCCAAGGAAUGACUGCGAGCGUGGUUCUGCUUUCUACGAGGCCUGAGUACAACGAGAAGAUUGACCUACUUGUAGCCUACGGUCCCGUGGUGAAUCUAACAAACAUCGGAUUUCCUAUACGUGAUCUCAUGGCUGUCUCUGAUCCACUUUUUCUGCUUCUGGAUCCUCUGAAAGACAGUGGUUAUUUCAACCUACCGGAAGCUUCAAGGCAGCUGACAAAGCUCGUAUGCGGCGUUCUUCAAGGACAACCUUGCAGCCUCUUAUUGUCAAUUACGCUUUUAAGCAGUCCUGAGCAGAUGAACAAGACGAGAUUACCUGUCGUGCUGGCACAUUAUCCUAUUGGAACAUCGUAUCAAAAUCUACGACACUUCGUGCAGAUAAAUAGAGCGAAGAACUUUCUCAUGUAUGAUUACGGUGCCUCCAAGAACAAGAAACGGUAUGGACAGGAGAAGCCUCCGGCUUACGACGUGGGUCGCAUUGCAGUCAAGACGGCACUGUUCUCGUCACAAGGAGACAACAUGGCGGAUCCUAAAGAUGUGUCUCUGCUUGUUGAAAGACUUGGCACCAACUUGCUUUUCAACAACGUGGUGCCACAAAAAAACUUCCGUCAUCUGGACUUCCCUUUCGGCUACCAAGCAACAAAGUUUCUGCACGAAUUGAUGCUCGAUACAAUCGAAAAUGAUGACGGCACAAGCACCUAACAAGAGCUACAAAUUUCGUAACAAAAUAUGCAAAGCCAGUCACAUUUCGUCGAAGAAAUUCAAUGUUGAUGCUCAUGUGACUUUAGUGAUUUUGCGUUUGUCAAAGCUUUUUAUUUUCUUUGCUUGCCUGCCAACAAACGAGUCUCUUGAGUCAAGCCAACGAAAAUACAAACCUAAUGAAGUCAACAUCAAUAAAAACAUUUUGUGAAGCAAACAAACAUUCAAACUUGCAUAAUCAAACUCAGCGGAGUAUGCUGAAUUUUCAACACUUCAAAACCAGCCUCAUCUUCUGCGGGUACCUUUCUCAGGAGCAUCAACGCUGCACCAGAAUUAAGCUGUUUUCAUGCACAAAAUAAAUACUUGAUGAGCACAGUUCAUCAAAAUUUCUAUAAAGUCACGUAUUACAUGCAAGUUUUACGCGUACAUGUGGCGGUUUUCAGAAAUAUAAAAAUAUUCAACAAAAACAGAAAUUGCGUAGCAUCGACACUUUUAUUUCGCUGCAAAAAAAUAUGGUUAG